Ceratosolen solmsi marchali is the source of this 413-nucleotide messenger RNA. It is a transcript of the gene RpS29, whose product is annotated as ribosomal protein S29. The transcript is spliced from 3 exons. Gene Ontology annotation, cellular component: cytosolic small ribosomal subunit; ribosome. The record is from RefSeq and is a predicted model, not a curated record. Lineage: Eukaryota; Metazoa; Arthropoda; Insecta; Hymenoptera; Agaonidae. Bases 103 to 273 code for a protein of 56 amino acids. Gene Ontology annotation, molecular function: zinc ion binding; structural constituent of ribosome. Gene Ontology annotation, biological process: cytoplasmic translation.
UAACUUCCGCAACAGCCAUUUGUGCAGAUUAACAUUUCCUUUAUCUCGUGUUCUAGCUGCUCGCUUUUCUUAAGUUUCCCAAGUGCUCAAUUUUCAUCUAAUAUGGGUUUCCCUAAUAUUUGGUACUCGCAUCCACGCAAAUACGGCCAAGGAUCACGAUCUUGCCGUGCAUGCGCCAACAGACACGGACUCAUCCGGAAAUACGGACUGAACAUUUGCCGCCAAUGCUUCAGGGAAUAUGCCGCUGAUAUAGGAUUUAAGAAGUUGGAUUAAAUGCUGAAAAGUAGGCUGAUCUGAUUUUGUGAAAUAAAUGGAUUUCACAUUCUUAUUGAUGUUUAAGUAGAUUUUUACAUUGGUAGGGAUGUCUUGAAUGUGUAUCUCAAGAAAUCAGUAAAACCUUUAAAAAUAUUGGA